This is a messenger RNA of Bombyx mandarina (wild silkworm), 708 nucleotides long. RefSeq lists its product as uncharacterized. The record is from RefSeq and is a predicted model, not a curated record. NCBI's taxonomy places the organism in Eukaryota, Metazoa, Arthropoda, Insecta, Lepidoptera, Bombycidae.
AUGCGUAUAACCGAUGAUGCGACCAAAUUUUACCACAUCUUGAGUAUCUUAGACAGGCAGUAUGCAGCCGAAGUUGAAGACAUUCUUACCAGCCCACCUGACUACAAUCGACUCAAAGAUGAGCUCAUCAAGAGACUGUCAGUGUCGCGGGAGAAUAAGGUUAAGCAGUUGCUCAUGCACGAACAGCUCGGAAGCCGCAAGCCUUCGCAAUUCCUACGGCACCUGCAACAUCUCGCUGGCCCCGGAAUACCCGAGGACUUCGUCAAAACAAUUUGGACAAGCCGUCUACCCACUGGAUUGCAGCCAAUCAUCGCUUCGCAGCCAUCGUUGUCUCUCGACGCACUGGCGGAACUUGCCGACCGGGUCAAUGACAUCGCGACCCCGGUACCGCAGGUAGCAAGCGCUACCACGUCUACACAUAUCGACGAGUUGACACGACAGGUAGCAGAGUUGACAAAACAAGUACUUACAUUUACAUUUUCCAUAUCAAAUCAGGAUGGUUCGGACGAAGAUAUAGAGAUACGAAUUAGGAAAGCCAGGGGUGCUUUCGCGCAGUUGAAACCAGUCUGGGAGUCAAGUGUCAUGACUCGUCGGAUCAAGCUGACCCUGUUCGACUCCAUUGUCAAGAGUGUUCUCCUGUUCGGAUGUUCGAUUGACUUCGAAAAUUGUUGCAGUGUCAGAUCAUCAGAAUAUCCGCCCGGGGCGUAA